Molecule: messenger RNA, 852 nt
Organism: Penicillium malachiteum
Lineage: Eukaryota; Fungi; Ascomycota; Eurotiomycetes; Eurotiales; Aspergillaceae
Product: AN1-type zinc finger protein
Exons: 2
Coding region: 1-852 (283 amino acids)
Cellular component (GO): cytoplasm
Molecular function (GO): zinc ion binding
Source: RefSeq, a predicted model, not a curated record
AUGUCUCCACUCUCAAUAUCCAGAGGUGGAACUCCCGCGGCCGAUGAAUCAUUUACACAGAUGGCCAACGAAGACCUAGAGUCGAUUGGCCGCCACUGUCAAUUUGAAUACUGCGGACAACUCGAUUUCCUCCCCUUCCGCUGCGAAUCCUGCAGAAGCACCUACUGCCUCGAUCACCGGUCCGAAAUAGCACACAAAUGUCCCCGCGCAGGCGAAUGGGCUCGACGCCGAGCGGCAAAUAAUCAAGAGAACCGCACUCCAACCGUGAAACCCAAUAUCUACAAUUCCGACCAGUGCUAUGAGCACCGACUCCGCGAGGAACACGAUUGCGCCAAGCUUACCCCGCUGGGCGCAAGACAAGGCAACGGCUCAACGCCAAAUGAAACGAUCAAGUCCAUGUUUGCGCGCGUGCGUGGUUGGGGCAAGGAGAAACAGGCGGCGGGUGCGAGUCUACUUCCGAAGACGAAGCCCAAACCGAAUAGUCCGGCUGCGAGGGCUGUGGAAGUCAAUACUAUGAAACGAACGGCGAAAGGCGAAGCUGGUGUUCCGGCUGAUAAACGCUUAUAUCUACAUACUGUUGGAACGGCGGAUACGCAAGCUGCUGAGCCCCCGUCCGGGGAUUUCUAUUACGACGAGCGGUGGAAGGUUGGACGGGUGCUGGAUGAUGUGGCCAAGAGGUUACGGGUUGAGAACUUGAAUAAUCGAAGUGGUGGAGAGGAGGCACGGUUGCGCAUUUUCCAUGUUGAGUCGGGAGAGUUUUUAGAUUUUUCGGAUUCUAUUAGUGGAAAGGUUAAGUCUGGAGAUACGAUUGUGUUAUUGCGAGGUGCUGGUGUGAUUCUCGAGAACUCAUGA